Peniophora sp. CBMAI 1063 is the source of this 477-nucleotide messenger RNA. Lineage: Eukaryota; Fungi; Basidiomycota; Agaricomycetes; Russulales; Peniophoraceae. The record is from the annotation of a GenBank genome assembly.
AUGACAGACUUAGAGCUCGAUGCACUGGCGACCGUACAGACGUGCGAGGCUGGGGCGCUUCAACAAGAGCGUAUGCUCCACGAGCGGCGCAGGCACCUCGCUUUGGCGUACCAGGAAAUGGAACUGCUCACGUUCGACGGUGCGCAGUUACGUGCGGUUGCAAUGGACGACGCAUUCAUCGCACGCGGUCGCAGGGUCAAACAAAGAAGCUUUCGCAAGCUCUUUCAGUGGUGGACGGCAGAGGACUUACUGCGCAAGCAUGACCAGCCCAUACCCUCGUCGCCGGAUAGCUCCAGCGAUGGAGAGCAAUCAAGCGGCGGGGUCGACAGCGGUGCUGAGGACGACGACGACACCGGUGCCGGCGCCGGCGCAUCAAGAGCCGCGUCGCCCGCUCCGAGCGCAUCAGACGCGGACUUGUUCGCUUCCGAUGCUGAAGACGAUUGGGAUGCCGAGGAUUUAUUAUCGCAAGCCGAUUAG